AUGGGAUGCAAGAUAGGACAACCCAGAGAUGGACCACGAAGAGCUGCAAUUUAUGGAAAUAAGAGUAAUACGCUACGAAGAAUACAAAUUAAAAUUGAUCAUUUAAGAGGAGACUUAGAAAGAAUAAAUAAGUACAUUGAAGGUAAUCCUACAAGAAGACUUAAAAACAGGAUCAAUAAGAUAUUAAAAACAUACAAUCUUCACACACGCUACGAAACAAAUCACACGAAUAUUAUUAACACAAGAGACACUAUAAAACAGAAACUAUGUGUACAAGUAGCGAGACAGCGUAAAUACAAGUUGUCGAAUCAAAGACGAGAAAACAAUAGACUCUUUAACAACAACGAAAAGCAAUUCUAUAGAAAAAUACGAUCCAAUGCCAAUACGUCAGACGACGUAUAUCCAAGUAAGAAUAGUGCAGAAAAUUACUGGAGUUCACUGUGGUCCAAUACACAAAAACAUAAUGAAUCCGCUCUUUGGAUUGAAAAAGAGAAAGAGAAAUAUCAAGAAAAAAAAAUGUCAACUUGUCUAAUUACAUGUGAUCAGGUCAAACGAAUUAUAGCAAAAACACACAACUGGAAAUCUCCUGGACCAGAUCACAUACAAAACUUUUGGUUUAAAAGAUUUACUGCAGUCCAUCAAAAAUUAACUGAACUUUUAAAUGAAUGUCUACAAAACCCCGCAACAUUUCCAAUCAUUUUUACGAAAGGAAAAACAUAUCUAAUGGCGAAGAAUAAUGGAUUUAAAGGAAACCCAGCAAAUGGCCGUCCAAUUACUUGCCUCCCAACAAUAUAUAAGAUACUGACUGCUUGUAUUGGCGAUCUUAUAAAUACAUACCUUACACAAAACGAUAUAAUGUGCGUAGAACAGAAGGGAUGCAAAAAACACGCAAAAGGAUGUAAAGAACAACUAAUAAUUGACCAAAUAAUAUUGGAACAAGCAGCUAAGAAAAAUAGAAACCUGCACAUGUGUUUUAUUGAUUACAUGAAGGCUUUCGAUAGUAUCCCGCACAGUUGGCUGAUUGAAGUCCUGAAUAUAUACGGUAUUCAUUCAACUAUUGUUAAUUUUCUUGAACACAACAUGACGAGAUGGCGAACAAACAUAGAAAUGUUCACUCAAAAUGGUGUCAUACGAACAGAUGAAAUAAGUAUUCGACAAGGAAUUUUUCAGGGUGACUGCCUGUCAGCCUUGUGGUUUUGUAUGGCGCUAAAUCCGCUAAGUAAUCUCUUAAGGAACGCAAAGUAUGGCUUCAAAAUUAAAGGCAAUUCUCGAGAAUGUAAAAUAAAUCAUCUCAUGUAUAUGGAUGAUUUAAAGAUAUAUGCUUCGACGCGAGAAACCUUAGAUAAGCUUAUUAAAAUAGUCGAGGACUUCAGUAAUGACAUUAGAAUGAAGUUUGGCAUUGAAAAAUGCAGAAAAAUCAGUAUUGUUCGUGGAAAAAUCGUUAAAUUCGAAAAUUUUGAGCAAAAUGAAUCGAUUAUUAAAGACAUGGAAGAAGACGAACUGUACAAAUAUCUUGGUGUAUCUCAAAGCAGAAGAAUAGCACAUAAAGCUGUAAAAGACAAAGUAUAUAGUGAAUUUAAAGGACGUAUUCAUAAGAUAGCCAAGACGAAUUUGCAGGGUAAAUCUUUAAUAAAAGCCAUCAAUACUUUUGCUAUUCCCAUUCUGACUUAUUGUUUCGGAAUAAUACAAUGGACAACGACUGAGAUACAAGCGAUGCAGCGAAAAAUACGAACUAUGCUCACAGAAUACAAAUUCCACCAUCCAAAGUCAUGUUGUGAGCGAAUGACUAUGCCUAGAAAGGAAGGAGGUAGAGGCCUUAUUGAUCUACAAGAACUACACGACAAUCAAAUUAUAUCAAUGAGAGAAUAUUUUUUAAAGAACGCAGAAAAUGAUAUCUUGUUUAAAAUUUUAACCGAAGCAGACAAGCAUUACACACCAUUAAAUUUGGAAGGAACUUUUGAAAGAAAAGCACAAGAUCGGCAGUGUAAAGAGCAAGCUUGGGCAAUCAAACCGCUACAUGGAAGAUAUUAUAGAUCCACUAACGCCGACAAUGUCGAUAAAAUUAUGUCGCACAAAUGGCUUACAUGUGGAACACUAUUUGCUGAAACUGAGGCAUUCAUGAUUGCAAUACAGGACCAAGUAAUUCCGACAAGAAAUUACUGCAAAUUUAUAAUGUCAGACCCUUCGCUAAUUAGUGAUAAAUGUCGGCAAUGUGGAGAACAAACGGAAACUGUAGAUCACAUACUGGCAGGAUGUACAUGCUUAGCACAAAGAGAAUAUACAAAGAGACACAAUAACGUGGUUAAUAUUUUACAUAAGCAAAUAUGCAAUAAAUAUAGACUUAUUGAUAGAGAAAAUGUUCCAUACUAUAAGUAUACACCACAAGCAGUAUAUGAUAAUCCAGACGUAAAAAUUUAUUACGAUCGAACUAUUUAUUCCGAUCACACGAGGUUGCACAAUAGACCAGAUAUAACUAUUGUUGAUAAAAGACGUCGAGAAGGACUCUUCAUUGAUGUUGCAAUACCAAUGACCAAAAACAUGGAUCGUACUUAUUUUGAGAAAUGUAGUCGAUACGCAGAAUUAGCUGUGGAAACAAAACGUAAUUGGAACCUUAACAAAAUUGAAAUUCUUCCAAUUAUAAUUAGUGCUGAAGGUGUAACGCCAAAAAGUUUAUUGUCGCAUAUUCGAAGACUUGAAUUAAACCAGCGAAUUAUUGAUGACAUCCAGAAAAGUGUUAUAAUUGAUUCCUGUCAUAUUACUCGCAAAUUUUUAAAUAUUAAUUAA
Messenger RNA from Teleopsis dalmanni, 2784 nucleotides. RefSeq lists its product as uncharacterized. The transcript has a single exon. The record is from RefSeq and is a predicted model, not a curated record. Bases 1 to 2784 code for a protein of 927 amino acids. NCBI's taxonomy places the organism in Eukaryota, Metazoa, Arthropoda, Insecta, Diptera, Diopsidae.